This is a messenger RNA of Lolium rigidum, 2712 nucleotides long. RefSeq names its product G-type lectin S-receptor-like serine/threonine-protein kinase At2g19130. Gene Ontology annotation, biological process: protein phosphorylation; recognition of pollen. NCBI's taxonomy places the organism in Eukaryota, Viridiplantae, Streptophyta, Magnoliopsida, Poales, Poaceae. Gene Ontology annotation, molecular function: ATP binding; protein serine/threonine kinase activity. The transcript has a single exon. Bases 104 to 2536 code for a protein of 810 amino acids. The record is from RefSeq and is a predicted model, not a curated record.
AUCCUCUUCUUCCUUCUCCAAACAGCAGAGCAGAGCAUGCAUCCAUCCAGCGUGUCUCAGCCAUACUGCUUCCUCUCUUCUCCAAGUCAUCUACACAUGCCUGAUGCAUCCCCUGUACAUACUGCUGGGGUUUCUCCUGUUGUACACUCCUUCGUCUGGAGCUGCAAAUGAUACUCUCACGGCAGGCCAAGCGCUCGUUGUUGGAGGCAAGCUCGUCUCAAGAAAUGGCAAGUUCGCACUUGGCUUCUUCCAGCCCGCAAGCACCAUCAGUAAGUCCCACAACAACAGCUGGUACCUUGGCAUAUGGUUCAAUAAGAUCCCAGUUUUUACUACUGUGUGGGUUGCCAAUAGGGAGGAACCCAUCACCGACCCUCUAACACAGCUCAAGAUCUCAGGCGAUGGCAAUCUUGUCAUCGUAAACCAUGCCGGUACUCAGUCUGUAGUUUGGUCCACUCAAAUUGUCAAUAGGAGACAAACCAACAUAAACACCACUAGUGUCGUUCUCUUGAACAGCGGAAACCUUGCCCUCACAGCGAGUCCAUCAUCUGACAUACUGUUGUGGCAGAGCUUCGACUACCCAACAGAUGUUCUGCUUCCUGGCGCCAAGUUUGGCCGGAACAAGGUCACCGGUUUGAAUAGCCUGGCCAUUUCAAUCAAGAGCCUCAUUGAUCUGGGUCUUGGAUCAUACAGCAUUGAACUAGACAGCAGUGGGGUUGUCCUCAAGCGCCGCAACCCCUCGAUUGUGUAUUGGCAUUGGUCAUCCUCCAGAACAUCGUCAUUGAAACUUAUACCAAUACUCAAGUCGAUCAUAGACUCAGAUCCACGGAUCAAAGGUUUGAUUGACCCAGCAUAUGUUGAUAACAAAGAAGAGGAGUACUACAUGUACACUUCACCAGAUGAAUCUUCCAUAUUUGUCUCACUAGACAUCUCUGGUCAGAUAAAGCCGAAUAUUUGGUCGCAAGCCAAACAGUCUUGGGAAAGCAUAUAUGCUCAACCGGCCGAUCCGUGCACUCCGUCUGCUACCUGUGGACCUUUCACGGUCUGCAACGGCAAUGCACAACCACCCUGUGACUGUAUGGAGAGGUUCUCUCACAAGUCACUGCAGGAUUGGGAGUUAAGCGAUCGAACAGGAGGGUGCAUCAGAAAUACACCAUUACAUUGCACUAGUAAUGAAAACAUCACAAAUUCAACAGACAUUUUCCACCCAAUUGCUCGAGUUACAUUGCCCUAUAGCCUGCAAAGCAUAGACGCUGCUACCACUCAGAGCAAAUGUGAAGAAACUUGUCUCAGUUCCUGCUCCUGCACUGCUUAUUCCUAUAACAAUAGCAGAUGCUCUGUCUGGCAUGGGGAAUUGCUUAGUGUAAAUCUGAAUGAUGGCAUUGAUAAUACUUCUGAAGAUGUUCUUUACCUUCGCCUUGCCGCCGAAGAUCCGCCAAGUUUGAGAAAAAAUAAAAGAAAACCAAACGUUAGAGCUGUUGCUGCUGCAAGCAUUGUUGGUUUUGGGUUGCUGAUGCUGAUGUUGUUGAUACUGAUUUGGAAGAACAAAUUCAAGUGGUGUGGUUUGCCAGUAUACGACAAUCAAGGUAGUGGUGGGAUUAUAGCCUUUAGAUGCUGUGAUUUAGUUCGUGCUACUAAAAACUUCUCAGAAAAGCUGGGAGCAGGGGGUUUUGGUGCUGUAUACAAGGGAGUGUUAAGUGACUGUGACUCGACUACUAUAGCAGUGAAAACGCUUGAUGGUGCCCGUCAAGGAGAGAAGCAAUUCAGGGCUGAGGUGAGCUCAAUUGGACUGAUCCAACAUAUCAACCUAGUUAAACUGAUUGGCUUCUGUUGUGAGGGUGAUAAAAGGUUACUUGUGUAUGAACACAUGUUAAACGGGUCUCUUGAUGGUCAUCUAUUUAGAAGCAAAUCUGUCCUAAAUUGGAAUACCAGAUAUCAAAUAACCCUAGGAGUUGCUAGAGGACUGUCUUACUUGCAUCAGAGCUGUCACGAAUGCAUCAUACACUGUGAUAUUAAGCCGGAAAACAUACUUCUGGAUGCAUCAUUUGUUCCUAAAGUCGCGGACUUUGGGAUGGCAGCAUUUGUUGGAAGGGAUUUUAGCCGACUUCUAACUACAUUCAGAGGAACUGCCGGUUAUCUUGCCCCAGAGUGGCUCAGCGGAGUUGCCAUUACACCAAAAAUUGAUGUUUAUGGCUUUGGCAUGGUACUGAUGGAAAUCGUAUCAGGAAAGAGGAAUUCAUCUGAAACAUUCACUAGCAGCAGUUAUGAUGCAGAAUAUUUCCCUGUGGAAGCCAUCAGCAAGCUUCACGAGGGGGAUGUCCGGUGUUUGGUGGAUCCACAGCUAAAUGGUGACUUCGAUGUGGAACAGGUUAAGAGGGUUUGCAAAGUUGCGUGUUGGUGCAUCCAGGAUAAUGAGUCUGAUCGGCCUACAAUGGGUGAAGUGGUCUGGGUUCUCGAGGGUCUUCAGGAGAUUGAUAUGCCCCCAAUGCCAAGACUGCUUGCAGCUAUGACGGCACAAUCUGAUGAAAAUUCAGUGUAAUAAUCCAUAAGCAUUUCAUAGUCGCUUCUACCAUUUACUGUUUCAGCAAACUGUGAACUUGUAAUGCGGAGCGUUUCCAGAACUAUUUUAAAGUUGUAAUGUGGAGUGGAAGGAAUCGAGGUAGACAAGCUUGCAGUUAUUUAGGUUUCUUAACAGGCAAGCAUUGUAGCAACAUA